Gadus chalcogrammus (walleye pollock) is the source of this 5100-nucleotide messenger RNA. RefSeq names its product NACHT, LRR and PYD domains-containing protein 3-like. The transcript has 15 exons. The record is from RefSeq and is a predicted model, not a curated record. Lineage: Eukaryota; Metazoa; Chordata; Actinopteri; Gadiformes; Gadidae. Gene Ontology annotation, molecular function: protein binding. Bases 193 to 4242 code for a protein of 1349 amino acids.
UCCCGGGUUUUUUCCACUGCGAGUCAACGGUGUCGCAGCGAAGAGCCUUUCUUUCACUUCCUUUCACCUGAUUAACUUGUUUUAGAAACACUUUAACCUCCGUUUCUUCCCUUACAUUUAAACUUUUACAACUUUAUACCGUAUGAACGCAAUAUAAUCCCGGAGUAGAUACGGUAAGGGUUCCAUUCUACUAUGGAUGAGGAGAGAGAGGAGGGGGGUCCUACCUCUAAGACCACUCUGUCUGGGGAACAUGGCCGCCGGAGCGAAGCUAAGAGCCCAGAGCAGCAGCAGAGAGCAGACUCCCCUGGACCCAGCUGUGUCUCCAUGAUGAGUGACCGCUCUAUGGAUCAUCCUUUUAACUUUAAAGAUGGAAUUCAGUCUAUUGACAAAAGAGUCCAGCAGCAGAGAGCAGACUCCCCUGGACCCAGCUGUGUCUCCAUGAAGAGUGACCACUCUAUGGAUCAUCCUGUUGCCUUUAAAGAUGGAAAUCAGUCUAUUGAGAAGAGACACCAGGAGAGGUCAAAGGUCACCAGUGCUCAGUCUGUACAGCGGCAUCAAACAGAGCUGGAGAUGAACCAAGAGGAACUGGCUGACACACUGGGGGGCGGAUCUGAUGCUGUCGAAUGCCAAAAUAAAAUGAAGUCUCAUUUGAAGAAGAGGUUCAGGUGUGUGUUUGAGGGAAUCGCUAAAGCAGGACAGCGAACAGAUCUGAACGACUUCUACACAGAGAUCUUCAUCACAGAGGGAGGCAGUGAAGAGGUCAACAAGGAACAUGAGGUCAGACUGAUUGAAACAGCUUCCAGGAAACCAGCCAAGGAAGAAACACCAAUCAGAUGUGAGGACAUCUUUAAACCCUUACCUGGACACGAUCAACCAAUAAGAACAAUGAUGACAACUGGAGUGGCCGGCAUUGGUAAAACCGUCUUAACACACAAGUUCACUCUGGACUGGGCUGAGGGCAAAACCAACCAGGACAUACACUUCACAUUUCUCCUCACUUUCAGAGAGAUGAAUUUACUGAAAGGGAAAGAGUUUAGCUUGGUGGAACUUCUCCAUCACCUCUUUAUUGACACCAAAGAAGCAGGAAUCUGCAGAUUCGAGCGGUUCCAAGUUGUCUUCAUCUUGGAUGGUCUGGAUGAGUGUCGACUUCCUCUGGACUUCCAGAGAAACCCGAUCUGGACUGAUGUCACAAAGUCUACCUCGGUGGACGUGCUGCUGACCAACCUCAUCAGGGGCGACCAGCUUCCCUCCGCUCGCAUUUGGAUAACCACACGCCCUGCGGCAGCCAAUCAGAUCCCUGCUGAGUGUGUUGACAUGGUGACAGAGGUGAGAGGGUUCACCGACCCACAGAAGGAGGAGUACUUCAGGAAGAGAUUCAGAGAGGAGACGAUGGCCAGCACAAUCAUCUCCCACGUCAAGAAAUCACGAAGCCUCCACAUCAUGUGUCACAUCCCAGUCUUCUGUUGGAUCACUGCUUCAGUUCUGGAGGACUUCUUCAAAAAAUCCCAGAUCAAAGAGAUGCCCAAGACCGUGACUCAGAUGUACAGCCACUUCCUGAGGGUUCAGUCCAUACAGGGGGACAGGAAGUACCAUGGGAGGUCUGAAACAGAUCCAGACUGGAGCUCAGAGAGCAGGGAGAUCAUUGUUUCUCUAGGAAAACUUGCUUUUAACCAGCUAGAGAAAGGCAACCUGAUCUUCUACGAGGCAGAUAUGGCAGAGUGUGACAUCGAUAUCAGAGCAGCCUCAGUGUACUCAGGAGUGUUCACCCAGAUCUUUAAAGAGGAGUGUGGGCUGUACCAGGACAAGGUGUUCUGCUUUGUCCAUCUGAGCAUCCAGGAGUUUCUGGCUGCCCUUUAUGUCUUCUGGUCCUUUAUCAACACUGGGGUCAAUCUGCUCUCAGCCUCGAGGGAAGAUAAACUCCUCCUCUACCAGAGUGCUGUGGACAAGGCCUUACAGAGUGAGAACGGACACCUGGACUUGUUCCUCCGCUUCCUCCUGGGCCUCUCUCUGGAGACCAAUCAGAUUGUCCUACGAGGUCUGCUGGGACAGAAAAAAAGAUCACUGACCACUCAGAUUAAAACAGGGCUGCUGCGACUGAAAGGAAGUAGCUCACAGACCAAUAAGGGAACAGUGUCUUACAUCAAGGAGAAGAUAAAAGGAGAUCUAUCUCCAGAGAGAAGCAUCAAUCUGUUCCACUGUCUGAAUGAGCUGAACGACCGUUCUCUAGUGGAGGAGAUCCAACAGACCCUGACAUCAGGAAGUCUCUCUGGAGAAUCUCUCUCCCCUGCUCAGUGGUCAGCUCUGGUCUUCAUCCUACUGACAUCAGAAGAGGAGCUGGACGUGUUUGAUCUGAAGAAAUACUCUGCUUCAGAAGAUGGUCUUCUGAGGCUGCUGCCAGUGGUCAAAGCCUCCAAAACAUCUCUGCUGCAGGGCUGCCAUCUGUCAGAGAGAUGCUGUGAAGCUCUGGCCUCAGUUCUCAGCUCCAACUCCUCUAGUCUGAGAGAGCUGGACCUGAGUACCAAUGAUCUGCAGGAUUCAGGAGUGAAGCUGCUCUCUGCUGGACUGGGGAGUCCACACUGUACACUGGAAACUCUCAGGCUGAAUACCUGCCAUUUGUCAGAGAGAUGCUGUGAAGCUCUGGCCUCAGUUCUCAGCUCCAACUCCUCUAGUCUGAGAGAGCUGGACAUGAGUACCAAUGAUCUGCAGAAUUCAGGAGUGAAGCUGCUCUCUGCUGGACUGGGGAGUCCACACUGUACACUGGAAAAUCUCAGGCUGAAUGGCUGCCAUCUGUCAGAGAGAUGCUGUGAAGCUCUGGCCUCAGUUCUCAGCUCCAACUCCUCUAGUCUGAGAGAGCUGGACCUGAGUACCAAUGAUCUGAAGGAUUCAGGAGUGAAGCUGCUCUCUGCUGGACUGGGGAGUCCACACUGUACACUGGAAACUCUCAGGCUGAAUGGCUGCCAUCUGUCAGAGAGAUGCUGUGAAGCUCUGGCCUCAGUUCUCAGCUCCAACUCCUCUAGUCUGAGAGAGCUGGACCUGAGUACCAAUCAUCUGAAGGAUUCAGGAGUGAAGCUGCUCUCUGCUGGACUGGGGAGUCCACACUGUACACUGGAAACUCUCAGGCUGAAUGGCUGCCAUCUGUCAGAGAGAUGCUGUGAAGCUCUGGCCUCAGUUCUCAGCUCCAACUCCUCUAGUCUGAGAGAGCUGGACCUGAGUAACAAUGAUCUGCAGGAUUCAGGAGUGAAGCUGCUCUCUGCUGGACUGGGGAGUCCACACUGUACACUGGAAACCCUCAGGCUGAAUGGCUGCCAUCUGUCAGAGAGAUGCUGUGAAGCUCUGGCCUCAGUUCUCAGCUCCAACUCCUCUAGUCUGAGAGAGCUGGACCUGAGAACCAAUGAUCUGCAGGAUUCAGGAGUGAAGCUGCUCUCUGCUGGACUGGGGAGUCCCCACUGUACACUGGAAACUCUCAGCUUGUCUGGCUGCCUGGUCACACAGGAAGGCUGUGCAUCUCUGGCCUCAGCUCUGAGCUCCAACCCCUCCCAUCUGAGAGAGCUGGACCUGAGCUACAAUCACCCAGGAGACUCUGGAGCUGCGCUGCUCUCUGCUGGACUGGAGGAUCCACGCUGGAGACUGGACACUCUCAGUGUGGAGCACGGUGGAGUGUGGAGGCUGAAACCAGCUCCACAGAGAUAUGCCUGUGACCUCACACUGGACCCCAACACGGCCCACAGACUCCUCUCUCUGUCUGAGGACAACAGGAAGGUGACGCGCGUUGGAGAGGGCCAGUCGUAUCCGGAUCACCCAGACAGAUUUGACUCCUGGGUCCAGGUGUUGGGUAGAGAGGCUCUGACUGGCCGCUGUUACUGGGAGGUAGAGAGGGAAGGACGGGUUGUUAUAGGAGUGACAUACAGAGGAAUCACAAGGAGAGGACGGGGUGAUGACAGCAAGCUUGGAGGGAACAACAAGUCCUGGGUUCUUCUUUGUACUGAUGGUGGUUACUCUGCCCGGUACAACGGUAGUUAUACAGACCUCCCUCUCCGCCCCGCUGGCUCCACCAGAGUAGGAGUGUAUCUGGACCGGCCUGCUGGCUCUCUGUCCUUCUACAGAGUGUCCCCAGGUGGAGGAGGGUCCUCAGACACACUGACACGCCUCCACACCUUCUGCUCCUCCUUCACCCAGGAGGACCUCCUCCCGGGGGUGGGGGUAUGGUCAGUGGGGUCCUCAGCGUCUCUGUGUCGGUUUUAGAAAAAAAAAACGGGCCCGGUGCCCCGGGGGUAAAAAAAGAAGUUGUAUGUGUAUGUAUGUGCGUUUGUGGUAUGUAUAUGUGUGUGUUUAUAUGUGUAUAUGAGGUGUUUGUAUGCCGCCCCGGCAUACAAACACCUCAUAUACACGUUCACACACACAUAAAAAAAACACAUACGCACACACACAUUCUCUCUCUCUCUCUCUCUCUCUCUCUCUCUCUCUCUCUCUCUCUCUCUCUCUCUCUCUCUCUCUCUCUCUCUCUCUGUCUCUGUCUCUGUCUCUGUCUCGCUCUCGCUCUCUCUCUCUCUUCUUUAAAGUAUAGCAUGAUAAACCAUGAAAAUACUUUUAAGAUCUCCCAUAGUUAGAUAAGCACAUUUAUUAUUGUAAUUGUAUAUAAAAUACCUAUUGAAGGUUAAUCUUUGUAUAAUUUCAGACUUCACCAGUUUUGGUCAUCAGGACUCUGAUAUCAUCAUUUUUGUCAUAAUCCUGAUUUACGACCUGAUUUAAAGCAGAUUUUAUAUUUUAAUCAUAAUAACCAAGAGGUCUGUGGGAUAAUGUUGCAUGUUGUAAAUGACUUUAAACGGAUUCUUGAUUUUUCGUGUUCUGUUGGGAACCAAGCGGCCGCAGAACAUGUUCAGUUAUUAAAGAUACGUGCUCACCUGUUGAUGAUUUGUAAAGUCUGCUGCUUCUAUUGUUUUAGUCCUCGUGUUUAUUGUGUACAUGGAAGGGACUAUUUUUCUGUCUUAUUUGUUAAUGAAGCAUAAUUGCAAUAAACAACUCGGUGGAUCCAACUGAAUGUUCUCGUGUGUUCAGCCGAUGAUUUCUCGUUUUAUUAGUGAAUAACAAGUCCAUAAGUGC